Molecule: messenger RNA, 691 nt
Organism: Striga hermonthica
Lineage: Eukaryota; Viridiplantae; Streptophyta; Magnoliopsida; Lamiales; Orobanchaceae
Source: the annotation of a GenBank genome assembly
GCCGAGUUGCUGCAACCGGCAAUCGGACGCCCGCUGCCGUCAGCCCACCGCCCUGCCGUCUUAUCCGUCCAGAUCUGCCGCCGACGUGACAUCACGAUCUGGAAGCAAGUAUCGGUAACCGGAAAGAAGGGAAGCUGUGACCGUGAAUGUCGGACCUCGCCCGCCGUCGACCACUCAAUCGCACGACCGUCCAGUCCGCCAAGAGUCGCCGCCGCCUUGACGUCACGGGUUGAAAAUAGAUCCUCGUCGUCGGUGAUGAGCUGUUGUCGUGGACGUCGGACUUCCGUGGCGCUCGACGGAAUAAUGACCGCGCCGAACUGCGGCUUUCAGGCCAACAGAGGCGGCCGUGAACGCUGGGACCGUCGUAGUGCUCGACGGCACGGUGGCCGGGCCGGGAGGCAGAUGGACUUAUCCUCCAAUAUAUAUCCGCUUUAUCCAUUAAACUGGGUCCAGUAUAAUAUCUUAUAUCAUCACCAGAGACAUCAGAUUCCAUAUUUAGUUGCCAACCCUAAUUUGCACAAGCCGAAAGAGAAAAAGAAAACACCUUUCCAACCCCUGAUGGAAUUAAACUCUUCCCCAAGAGAAUUCAAGCCUCCCCUCAAGAGAAUUCAAGCUCCCCUAAGAGAGAAUUUUAGACUUCUUUUUGUUUCAGAAACUAAAACUGAAGGUGAUUCAAUUGUUGUCACACAUA